Saccharomyces eubayanus is the source of this 1245-nucleotide messenger RNA. It is a transcript of the gene POS5, whose product is annotated as NADH kinase. The record is from RefSeq and is a predicted model, not a curated record. Gene Ontology annotation, biological process: NADP+ biosynthetic process; NAD+ metabolic process. The coding region runs from base 1 to 1245 and encodes 414 amino acids. Gene Ontology annotation, molecular function: NAD+ kinase activity. NCBI's taxonomy places the organism in Eukaryota, Fungi, Ascomycota, Saccharomycetes, Saccharomycetales, Saccharomycetaceae. The transcript has a single exon.
AUGUUCCCGAGACUGAAAUUGAACCACCCAAUGAGGUGGUCUAGAAUCUAUAGCACACUUGAUUCACAUGCCAUAAGAUUGACGAGCGGCUCAAAAUUUGUAAAAAUAAAGCCUGUAUAUGGCUUGAGGGGUAGUUCAUCAGCAGAUUUCGUGUCCCCUCCAAAUUCCAAAUUACAGUCUUUGAUCUGGCACAAUCCGUUACAGAAUGUUUAUAUUACAAAAAAACCUUGGACUCCGUCUACAAGAGAAGCGAUGGUCGAAUUUAUAACACAUUUGCAUGAGUCAUACCCUGAGGUGAACGUCAUUGUUCAACCAGAUGUUGCAGAAGAAAUUUCUCAGGAUUUCAAGGCCCCCCUUGAGAAUGAUCCUAACCGGCCUCAUAUACUUUAUACUGGCUCUGAACAAGAUAUCGUCAACAGAACAGAUUUACUGGUAACGUUGGGGGGCGAUGGGACCAUCUUACAUGGUGUUUCUAUGUUUGGGAAUACACAAGUUCCUCCGGUUUUAGCAUUUGCUCUUGGGACACUAGGAUUUUUAUUACCGUUUGAUUUCAAAGAACAUAGAAGAGUUUUCCAAGAGGUAAUUAGCUCCAGGGCGAAAUGCUUACAUAGAACGAGAUUAGAAUGUCAUUUGAAAAAGAAAGGUAACAGUUCGUCUAUCGUAACCCAUGCCAUGAACGAUAUAUUCUUACAUAGAGGUAACUCUCCCCAUCUCACUAACCUAGAUAUUUUUAUUGAUGGUGAAUUUUUAACUAGAACCACAGCAGACGGUGUGGCAUUAGCUACUCCAACGGGAUCUACAGCAUAUUCAUUAUCCGCAGGAGGGUCAAUCGUUUCUCCAUUAGUACCUGCUAUCUUAAUGACCCCAAUCUGUCCACGUUCUUUGUCGUUUAGACCAUUGAUUUUGCCUCAUUCAUCUCACAUUAGGAUAAAAAUAGGUUCAAAAAUGAACCAAAAACCUGUUAAAAGUGUGGUGAACCUAUCUAUUGAUGGUAUACCUCAACACGAUUUGGAUGUCGGCGAUGAAAUUCACGUCAUAAACGAAGUCGGCACUAUUUACAUUGAUGGUACUCAACUCCCAACCACGAGGAAAGCUCAGCCUGAAUUCGAGAAUUCGAAAAAACCAAGAAGAUCUGGGAUAUAUUGUGUGGCCAAGACCGAGAAUGACUGGAUUAGGGGAAUCAAUGAACUUUUGGGCUUCAAUUCCAGCUUUAGACUUAUCAAAAGACAGAGUGACAAUGAAUGA